AUGUCCAUAAGCUGCCAGCCUGCUGUGUCCGUGCCUGUGAGCUGCCAGCCUGCCGUGUCUGUGCCCGUGAGCUGCCAGUCUGCCAUGUCCAUAAGCUGCCAGCCUGCUGUGUCCGUGCCUGUGAGCUGCCAGCCUGCCGUGUCUGUGCCCGUGAGCUGCCAGUCUGCCAUGUCCAUAAGCUGCCAGCCUGCUGUGUCCGUGCCUGUGAGCUGCCAGCCUGCCGUGUCUGUGCCCGUGAGCUGCCAGUCUGCCAUGUCCAUAAGCUGCCAGCCUGCUGUGUCCGUGCCUGUGAGCUGCCAGCCUGCCGUGUCUGUGCCCGUGAGCUGCCAGUCUGCCAUGUCCAUAAGCUGCCAGCCUGCUGUGUCCGUGCCUGUGAGCUGCCAGCCUGCCGUGUCUGUGCCCGUGAGCUGCCAGUCUGCCAUGUCCAUAAGCUGCCAGCCUGCUGUGUCCGUGCCUGUGAGCUGCCAGCCUGCCGUGUCUGUGCCCGUGAGCUGCCAGUCUGCCAUGUCCAUAAGCUGCCAGCCUGCUGUGUCCGUGCCUGUGAGCUGCCAGCCUGCCGUGUCUGUGCCCGUGAGCUGCCAGUCUGCCAUGUCCAUAAGCUGCCAGCCUGCUGUGUCCGUGCCUGUGAGCUGCCAGCCUGCCGUGUCUGUGCCCGUGAGCUGCCAGUCUGCCAUGUCCAUAAGCUGCCAGCCUGCUGUGUCCGUGCCUGUGAGCUGCCAGCCUGCCGUGUCUGUGCCCGUGAGCUGCCAGUCUGCCAUGUCCAUAAGCUGCCAGCCUGCUGUGUCCGUGCCUGUGAGCUGCCAGCCUGCCGUGUCUGUGCCCGUGAGCUGCCAGUCUGCCAUGUCCAUAAGCUGCCAGCCUGCUGUGUCCGUGCCUGUGAGCUGCCAGCCUGCCGUGUCUGUGCCCGUGAGCUGCCAGUCUGCCAUGUCCAUAAGCUGCCAGCCUGCUGUGUCCGUGCCUGUGAGCUGCCAGCCCUCUGUGUCCGUGCCCGUGAGCAGCAAGCCUGCCAUGUAUGUUGUCCCCUCCUCCCAGUCCUCUGUGUGUGCGCCCGUGAGCUACAAGCCCCUCGUGUUCGUGGCCCUCUCCAGCCAGUCGUCCGGGGGCUGCCAGCCUACCCGCCCCACCCUGCUCUGCAGACCCACCCCCUGUAGCACCCCGUGCUGCCUCUGACCACGAGCCUCCCACCCAGCUGCUCCCAGGGCACAGGGGGCCACCCCUGCACCCCUCUAGAACAAGUCUUCAGUGGCCUCCAGGUUCUGCACAGGGCAGGUGAAGAGCAUGCCCAGCGGACCCUCUGAAGCCUGUGGCAAGGAUGUAGCAGGAUGAUGGGGAUCCCUCUGUGACCCUGCGUGUCCCCUCUGGGAGGCCCUGGUUCCCAGGUCGUCUUCAGCAGGGAACCAACCCUGUGUGAGCCAAAUAAAUCAUGCUU
Messenger RNA from Ailuropoda melanoleuca (giant panda), 1429 nucleotides. RefSeq names its product keratin-associated protein 16-1-like. The transcript has a single exon. The record is from RefSeq and is a predicted model, not a curated record. NCBI's taxonomy places the organism in Eukaryota, Metazoa, Chordata, Mammalia, Carnivora, Ursidae. Gene Ontology annotation, cellular component: keratin filament. The coding region runs from base 1 to 1170 and encodes 389 amino acids.